Molecule: messenger RNA, 2144 nt
Organism: Ciona intestinalis (vase tunicate)
Lineage: Eukaryota; Metazoa; Chordata; Ascidiacea; Phlebobranchia; Cionidae
Source: RefSeq, a predicted model, not a curated record
CAAGCGGGAAUGAUUAUUACCUCACGUGGUGAAAAUGCGACAAAAAAGUUUCCUGCUGUUUCGUGGCAUUUAAACAAAGCUGUGGUUUAAAGAAGGUUGUUUAAACAGUUUUGCAAAAGAUUUAAAGAAAGCUUGUGCAGUAUUUAAAGUUCCAUAAGCAGAGCGUUAUCAAAAGUUAUAAAGAAAGUGCAUAAAUAUGAAUGUAAACAUGCACAGUAUUUUCAAUGAGAUGACUUCUAUUACCAGUAUGAAGGUGGUGACGCCCAUGACAGAAUCACAAAACGUUCCUCUUGUACGCGCGUCUCCUCAUUUACCGGUAAAACGAAUGGCUCCCUGUCCCUCAAGCCAGCACUUUGUUGCCGUUCCAAAGCGCACACGCCUCACUGCUUCUUCUGAAGCCCACCUUCGCCAGUCCUCGUACAGUUUAGCCAUGUCGUCACCGAAUAUGGUAGUUGCCCACAAUUAUGUUGCGACACCAAGCAACAUUUCAACUCCCAACAGGGGUCUUUCUUUCGUUCCAACCAACACUAUACGAUCAGUGAAUUGUUGUGCAAAGGAAAAUCUUUGUUUCGGGCAAACUUCGUCGGCUACAGGACUCUCAACGCCACCAUACGGCAGCCAGACACAAAAUACUCACUUCGUACAUUCAGCAAGUCGCCGGGGUUCUCUAAAACAACUUGUUCGAAAAUCAAAAAAGAAAUCUCCUUACAAAAACCGUGUCAGUCGCAAAGUCAAACGACAAACCAACAUUGUCGAAGAACCAAGUCAAGAUUCGUUACGCGGACAACCUAAAGCACUUGUUGUUUACAAUGAAUUUCUCCGGCAACUGGAAUCUGAAAACCAGGGAAAAUGCACAACAAAAACUCUCAAUACGACGAGAGCAAGUGCAAAGUACAGCCGAGGUUUUACACCAAGCGUUACCUCAACACCUCAACAUAAUGCUUCUCCACCAUUGAGUAGAGAAAGCAGCCAAACUGAAGCUGCGACAUCUGAUUACUUCUCCGCUCCUAACAGUGGUUCGGCGAGCAGCAAAACCUCUAGCGCUGACGAUUCCUUUGUGGACUUUCUGAGGUAUAUUGAAACUGGGGUUGCUCGUAACGAUAAACUUCUUCUUUUGAAUGAAACCCGCAACCAACGUCUUAAUGAAGACAAAUCAAAGUUUUCCAGCGGUGUAAGUUUGUCGACCCAAAAUUCAUCGAAAUCGGUGAGAAAACCAUUGUUGACCUCGACCCCGCAGAGUGACCAGCAGUCUGACGUCACAAACAACAAUAGAAAGGCGACGGCCCUUCCUGGUAUGUACCCAAUCGGAGCCCCGAGAUAUGCCUCGAGUCCGAUCACAUUCAAGCAACAACAAAUGGUAGCUGCUGGAGGUCGAAUUGAGUAUAAUUCUGCUGUCUGGAGGCCAUGGUGUUAGUACUUUUUCACGAUUUUUUUUCAAAUAUUUAUAAACUAAUAACUAAUUUAAUUAUGUACACUUUGUAUCACGUAUUAUGUUUAUGAAUGCAAGUUCAAUGUUAUCACACGUUUCACUCGUACCCAAUAUACACAGGGUUCACUCUGCAUUUCCAGUUUUCGUCUCGAAAAAGCUCAAUGCUUAAUUUUUUGCAUUGAAGCGCAAGCAAUGCGCGUUUCAUUAUUGUUUACAUUUGUUUGACAAAAAGGCAGUUUUAUUGCCUUGUUCAUCCAUGAACAAGUCGCGCCAUGUUAUUGGCCGUGACGACAGUUUUUUUUGUGUUGCUUAUUCCACUAUUUACAUUAGUGAGCGCCUUGCAUAGGCUUAGCCAGUGCAUUAGCCUGGAAUUUCGUUUUCUUGUAAUUUCGUGCUUUCAGCUGGCGAAUGUUUGCUUCAUUCCCGGCCACAUGUUAUGCCAUUGUAGCAUGUAUAUAUGCUACUUUGUGUUGCUUCCAUUUAUGUUUAUCACGCCGUGUGACCGCUAUUCACUUUAUAUUCACGCUACUACACUGCUUUUUCACAUUAUUUCACGCUUUUUUCUUUAUUGUUCUCACCUUUCCUUUGUUUCUGGCCUGAACAGGACCAUUUGUUCUCACCUAGAAAUGACUUUUCACGCGUCGUACUAUUCAGUUGUCGUUUUUAUCCUGUUACCAAUACUAUAUAAGCCGAAAUAAACUGAUUUUAGAACCUA